AUGGCUCGACGUUCUUUUAAAAUAACAAUGGAUGAUAAAAAAGGUAUAGAAUUUCUUUUCGAUAUAUCAAAAUUAAUAAAACAUUUCUAUGAAACACCAGUUAUUUUUCUUACCAAGCAAGAUUAUUCUGAUAACAUAUUUAAUACAAUGUGUUCGAUGCGAUCAGCUCUUCAGGGUGGCUCAAAAACGGAAAUAAUUGAUAUAAUAGUUGAUUUUCAUAUCCACUGGAUAUACACAAUUAAAGAGUUAGAUCAGUUUUCUAAACGGGUUUUUAAUGAUCUUACUAGAGAAGAAGUAUAUCAAGCAGUGAGCUUCACCAUUGAUGCCAUGACCCACCGUCUAAAAUAUUAUCAAAGAUAUAUGUUAAAGCAUCGACCAUCCUUAUCCAAUGAAAGUCAAGCUAAUCUUUUAACGGACAUAGAAAUUGUUGAAGAAAUGCAUAAAGAAGUAACACGAGUUCUUCUUAACAAAUUAAAAUGCUUUAGAAGCUUUGAUAGUGAUGAUGAAUUUAAAAUAAAGAUUAGAGAUACUUUAGAGGAACUUUACCUUUGGAUUGAUAAAAUAACUGAUGAAUUAGCGUAUCAAUUAACCAAGUAUAUUAACGUAACUCACACUGAAGAUUUAACAAAAGCAUUGCAACAAAUUGUCGAAGACUUAAAAAGAUCAAAAUCUCCUUCGGUUCAGAGAUUGUUAGAAAAUCUUAAAGGAAAAGAAUUUAGUACAAUGAUCCGUACUAUAGCAGUCCAUUAUCUGGAAAUAAGUAAAGUAUUAGAGAAAAUAAAUUCAUUAGAGGACCAUAUUUCGAAAUUACAAAGCGACCCAACUUCCGCAGCUUUAAUGGCUUUACAGCACAAGAAAGAUUAUUUAGAAAGAAGACUUGCUUCUCUUGAUAAUUUAAAAACUACCUUAAAGAAAUUUGCAGAAACGACAGAUUUUCAAUUUGAUGAUUUGAAUUAUGAUGAAAUUUGCUCUUGUGAAGAUUUUUACCAACUGCGGAUUUUUAAUCAUGCUUUACCACCAGAAGAACGUGAACGCUUAGUUACUGAAUUGUGCUAUGUAUGGGAUUUAGCAGUUUUUGGGGAACGAAGUCACAAAUCAAUUAUCUCAAUUCUAAGUGCUGCAGAUGUAAAAGAGGAAUUUAAUGAUGACCUCGGCACGUUUUUCAUAGACGAACAUAGUCGAAAGAUUUACAGACUACCAGACGAUGAAACAUUGUAUCAGCCAAAUGAGCACAGUGUACUCGUACCGUUGAAAGAUGACGAACAGCACAUUUAUUUCUAUGAUGAAUGUGGACGAUAUUUUAUUGAUCAGAAGACUCGACAACGAAUUUAUAAGGCGCAUGAUACUGCUAGUGAGUAUAUGAUGGAUAGUUCAGGUAUUUUAUUGAAAAUUAAAGAAGAACGGGAUGGCAUAAUAUACUAUUAUGAUAAUUACGGCCGCUAUUACAUUAAUAGCGAUGGAAAACAUAUUUAUCGAGAAGUAGAUUCCGUUAGCGAAUAUGAAAAUGAUGGUCUAGGAAAUCUUGUACGUAUUAAAAGUUGCCUAGAUAUUUUAAAGCCUUGUCCAGAUGAUGUACCUGUAACAGAAGAUUUUAAAUAUCUCAAAACAGCUGUAGGGACAGCUUUACGGCAGUGUAUUACUGAUGUUAUUUUAUUUCAGCCAGAUGAUCCCAUAAAGUAUUUAUCCUCCCGUCUUAUAAAAUAUAGAGAAAAUAUGGAAUUGAAAGAGAGGCGUGCACGGGAAAAAGAAGAACUAGAUGUUGAACGUGAAAUUAGAAUUUCUGAAGAACGUGCUGCUGAGGAGCGAGCAGCUAUGGCAGCCGCAUUGCUCGUUGAGGGUGGAAGCGAGGCCAGUUAUGAUUCGAAUCUUAUAAAGUAUUCACCAAUGCAUCCUGAUGAUACUGUAUCAGUAGGUGCUAGUUCGUUCAUCUAA
Molecule: messenger RNA, 1932 nt
Organism: Vanessa atalanta (red admiral)
Lineage: Eukaryota; Metazoa; Arthropoda; Insecta; Lepidoptera; Nymphalidae
Exons: 1
Coding region: 1-1932 (643 amino acids)
Source: RefSeq, a predicted model, not a curated record